Messenger RNA from Orycteropus afer afer, 468 nucleotides. The record is from RefSeq and is a predicted model, not a curated record. NCBI's taxonomy places the organism in Eukaryota, Metazoa, Chordata, Mammalia, Tubulidentata, Orycteropodidae.
AUGGAGCAGCGGAAAAUUCACGUCGCGACCCCCGAGGCUGGUUUGAUAUUUGGUAAUUCGGUGCUGGUUCCUGAUGACGGCCGCCCCGCUACGCCCCCGAGUGACCUCAUAGAGAUCCAGGUGGUGAAGGUGACCGACACCACGCUGGUCCCCGAGCCGCCGGAGCCAGGCUCUCUCCACUGUGCCUUGUGCCCAGCCGCCUUCCGGCUGGUGUCCGAGCUGCUGUUCCACGAACACGGCCACCUGGCCGGCGCUGAGGGCGGCGGGCAGGGUGGGGACCCGAGUCGCUGUCACGUGUGUGGCCACAGCUGCCCGGGCCCUGCCAGCCUCCGGGCCCACUACAGCCUGCAUACCGGGGAGCGGCCCUACCGCUGCGCCCUCUGCCCCCGGGCCUUCAAGGCCCUGGCGCCGCUGCUCCGGCACCAGCACCGCCACGGGGUGGAGACGGGGCCCGCGCAGAGGCCCCCG